CCCCAUUUUCUCCUCUAUGUGGCAUUCAAGCUAAGGUAACAGCAGGUUGCCCUUUUUCUUCUUAGCCUACUCAUUGAAAAGAAUGAACUUCAUUCAACCAGUUUUAUAUAUCUUUGACAGGGAACAUAUGAUUUUUUAAUGCAGUGUUUAGAUUGAUCUUUACAAAAUUUACAAAACUUUCAAGUGAUCCAUCAUCAUCUCAAGAUAUUAGACACUCAAAGAAUUGAACAAUGACUAUAUCGAAUAUAAACAUGUAGAACAAAACUUAACCAUUGUAUAUAAAUAUGAAAAAAAGUCAUAAUAAACAAAUGUUUGGUAGCCCAUAUAUACCUUGGUAUAUGGUGCUGUGACGGGGUUGAUUUAGGAUCCAGUCCUCGCUACAUCUCUUUUGUAGAUGCCUUUAUAAUGUGGCAACAUCUAGGAGGAAUCUCUGUUAUAUAUGUCGGGAGGAGUAAAAGCAGGGAUAGAUAAGAAGAAUGCAUUUUGUUAGUCAUGGUCAUGUCACUGUGUUUGAUAGAAAAAUCAACAUUGAUGAAAGCAUAAACAAAUGGAGGACUUCCAAAGAUGCACUGAGCCAACCUAUUUUUACAAAACCAUCUAAGACCACAGAAGUAUUGCAUAACCACAGAUGCAUCAUGCAUGUAAGCAGUGAUGAAAGCAGUCCUUGUACUCUAUGUUAGCUCUGAUGCUUAGACAAUGGAAAUAAACAUUAGAUGAUGCAGUGUUUAGAUUAUUGUCAAAGUAUACAUUUGGUCAAAAUAUAUACCUAAGUUGAGACUAAAAUAGCCUCAUUAUUUAGACUAUAAAAACCUACAUGGUGUGGUCAAAGUAUACAUUUAGUCAAAAUAUAGAGCUUAAGUUGAGACUAAAAUAGCCUCAUUAUCUAGACUAUUCGCUACGGUGGGGCGUCCCUCGUGCAGGUCACUGAUGAUGAGCUUAGGUAAAUGUGGGGCGCGCACAUGCCAUGUUGUUCGUGGCAGCAUCACGCUUGAGGUCGGCUAAAUGUCAUUCUUAUAAUGUUCAAAACCACCUUGAGAUGUUCAAAAGCAUUCUACCUCAAUGGUCCACUCUAAGUAGUUAACAUGCACUUUUGAUGGGCAUGAGCAAAGUGAAAAUCAAGUUUGAAGAGAAAAGAAGGUUAAUAUUGAUAAUCAUAUGACUACCACUAAGAGAGGAAGGUAUUAUAAGAAAUUGGAAACCAUUCAAGGUCAGGCACAAAAGGAAAAAUAUCAAUUGGCACAAAAAUUUAAAAAUCAGUGUGUGAUAUUCUAAUUAAACUCACCAUUAUAUGCAGAAGUGCUAUUGAAAGAUUCAAAAAAAUCCUUCUCAUUAUAUGCAAGUCCCCAAUGGCUUGGGGUAGGACCUACAAUAUAUAUAAGCACAUGCUCUCUAAUACAUGUCCUUCGAGAAUACCUGAAGCGUAGCAAGUGAAUAUUGGUUUAUGAAAUAUUUAGAGCGGAUAUAUUAAGUGCACAAUACACUGAUUUAUAUAACCAAGGGGUAGUUACAGAGCAAAACAAUGAGCGCGCAAUAGCCUUGUAUUUGAAAAUAUAGUCUAAUAAAUAUUUUUUAAAGAAAGAAAUGUUAUUGAACAAAAGAGAACAAACACGGGAGGACUAAAUCCCUCAAGAAAAGUAAAAAUUAAAAUUAAAACAUUCUAAGAGCCAAAAAUAAAAGGCUAAGAUAUAGCUCCAAACCUUGAGCACAAGUUCCCCAAGAUGAAAUUCAACCACUGUAACGAGGAUCACAUGCUUACACGCUUCAAAGAGAAACCUCUGGCGUCAGAGGAAACAUCAUCGCUGUUAUCCAAGCUUAAAUCAAGAUGGAAAGAAAAAGCAUUACCAUAUGAAUUGGGCUCAGAAAAUUAAAAGGCACUGGAACUCGGCUGGAAAAAACACCUAGUACUUCAAUCAGAUCUCAAUUUGAGAAAACAAACUAAAAUAAAAAUAAAAUUCAGUACAAUAAUAAACUAAUAAAUCACAUGUUGUCAAUAGAAAAAGUAACAGUAAUAAUCACAUGGCCUACUAUCCGUCUCGGAUUACACUUUCGGGUUGAAAAGUCUUAAUACCUUCGAAUAGAAAAGAUUAGAGUUAUGCCAAAAUUUAAAUUAAUGAAUGAUGAGGAAGAAAAAUAAUACUUGUACCCCAAGGUGAAAGAACCUGCAAAACAAUCAAAUCGAUGUAGGUAUGAAUACAAAGAGACCUAAGCUAAUACAACACAUCCUAGCAACGAAGCAAUUGGUAAGUAAUUGAAAAGAUCUUCAUUUUUUCCAGAAAUAUCCUAAAAUUUAAUUUGUGCAGGUAAAACAGUUUAAAAAUAACAAACCUUAAUGGGAGAUUGGAGGAGACUGAAGACAAAUCCCACGGUCCACUCAGCGACGGAGCAUGUCAAGGAGGAGGUCCCUUGGGGAGAACGACCAUAGUCUGGCGAGUGAGUAGUCUCGUCUCUACCCCGAUGUGGUCCGGCGAAGAAGAUGAAUCUUUAGGAAGGCGAUGAGGAACAAAAGUUGCAGAUGCCUAAUUUACAAAGUAAUAAUUGAAGAGGAUGAUG
This is a messenger RNA of Cuscuta campestris, 2550 nucleotides long. NCBI's taxonomy places the organism in Eukaryota, Viridiplantae, Streptophyta, Magnoliopsida, Solanales, Convolvulaceae. The record is from the annotation of a GenBank genome assembly.